AUGUCUUCAGGAGGUAAAAGUGGAGGUAAAUCAGCUGCUGCCGUUACUUCAAAAGCUACUUCAUCUAGAUCUGCCAAAGCCGGUCUCCAAUUUCCAGUAGGCCGUAUUCACCGUCUUUUACGAAAAGGAAAUUAUGCUCAAAGAGUUGGUGCAGGUGCACCUGUUUAUUUAGCUGCAGUCCUUGAAUAUUUAGCAGCUGAAAUUCUUGAAUUGGCUGGUAAUGCUGCAAGAGACAACAAAAAGUCUAGAAUUAUUCCCCGUCAUUUACAACUUGCUAUUCGAAACGACGAAGAAUUAAAUAAAUUACUCGGUCAUGUCACAAUUGCUCAAGGUGGAGUUCUACCAAACAUUCAUCAAAAUCUUCUACCCAAAAAGUCUAAAAAGAGUGGUGCUGCUACAUCUGAAGCUUAA
Molecule: messenger RNA, 411 nt
Organism: Entrophospora sp. SA101
Lineage: Eukaryota; Fungi; Glomeromycota; Glomeromycetes; Entrophosporales; Entrophosporaceae
Source: the annotation of a GenBank genome assembly